UCAGUACGCAUGCGUACAUCGGUGCGGCGUCGAGCUCGGAGUUGCUCGUGUUAGCUUAUUUCGGUAGAGUUUGCCAGAAACACAUUGCCUUGUAGGGGAUCAAAUAUGUCAACAAGUGACUUUUAUUUGAGGUAUUAUGUUGGACACAAGGGGAAGUUUGGACACGAAUUCCUUGAAUUUGAGUUUCGACCUGACGGUAAAUUGAGGUAUGCAAACAACAGCAACUACAAGAAUGACGUCAUGAUCAGGAAAGAGGCGUACGUACACAAAAGUGUGAUGGAGGAGCUGAAACGGAUCAUUGAUGACAGUGAAAUUACCAAGGAAGACGAUGCGCUGUGGCCCCCUCCUGACAGAGUUGGAAGACAGGAGCUGGAGAUUGUCAUCGGGGACGAGCACAUUUCAUUCACAACUUCCAAAAUUGGCUCCUUGAUUGACGUCAACCAGUCAAAGGACCCUGAAGGUCUGCGUGUGUUCUACUACCUGGUCCAGGAUCUGAAAUGUCUCGUCUUCAGUCUGAUUGGCCUGCACUUCAAGAUUAAGCCCAUCUAACACGUGGAAUGAGAGUGUUUUAGUUACUUUAGUUGAUGUUUUGUUGUACGACUGCAUUUGUACAUUUGCUUUUGGUGGAAUUUUUCUAUCUUAAAUAAACAGUAAAGACAAAA
Molecule: messenger RNA, 662 nt
Organism: Austrofundulus limnaeus
Lineage: Eukaryota; Metazoa; Chordata; Actinopteri; Cyprinodontiformes; Rivulidae
Gene: magoh
Product: mago homolog, exon junction complex subunit
Biological process (GO): RNA splicing
Cellular component (GO): exon-exon junction complex; catalytic step 2 spliceosome; nucleus
Source: RefSeq, a predicted model, not a curated record